Lotus japonicus is the source of this 549-nucleotide messenger RNA. RefSeq names its product leucine aminopeptidase 3, chloroplastic-like. Gene Ontology annotation, biological process: proteolysis. The coding region runs from base 1 to 549 and encodes 182 amino acids. The transcript has a single exon. NCBI's taxonomy places the organism in Eukaryota, Viridiplantae, Streptophyta, Magnoliopsida, Fabales, Fabaceae. Gene Ontology annotation, molecular function: metalloaminopeptidase activity. The record is from RefSeq and is a predicted model, not a curated record.
AUGCUCAAUGUCAAUUACGGGUCUCGCACAAAUCAAAUCAGAGUUUCUUGUGCUCUCUUAUCUCCUGUUUUGUAUAAAUUCAGUCCAAGUCAAGCGUAUCAACCACACUCAUUCACAAACAAAGCAGUUCACAAAUCGACUUCCACCACCACUGAAACCCCCAACCUCUCCUUCGUCGCGAAGGACCUCGACGUCGCUAAAUGGAAGGGCGACCUUCUUGCCGUCGCCGUCACGGAGAACGACGUCGCCAGAAACAGCGACUCGCCAUUCGAGAACCACAUCCUCAACUCGCUCGACUCCAAACUGAACGGUCUCUUGGCUGAAGCCUCUUCCGAAGAGGAUUUCACCGGAAAAUCCGGCCAGUCCACGGUUCUCAGAAACGCCGCCGGGCUUGGAUCUAAGAGACUAGCCUUGGUUGGUCUCGGCAAGUCCGCUUCUGGUUCUGCUCCGUUUAAAAGCCUCGACCGGGCAGUUGCCGCCGCUGCUAAGUCCGCUCAGGCCGCACAUGUCGCUGUUGUUCUCGCCUCUUCUCAAGGAUUCUCUGCUUAG